GAGUGCUCUGUUCUGUACUGAAUUUGAUCAUUCCAGUACGUAAUUGAAGUUUAAUUAUUUGACAAUGCAGGACAAUUUGAUGGCUUGUUCACUGUUGAGAUCCAUCAUAAUGGUUUUUUUUGUGGAACUUGAAGCAACAUGACAUACAUGGAUUAUAUGGUUGGCUGGUUUGACAAUUGUCAGAGUGACACUUGGUCAAUGCUGUGGAUAAAUGAUUUUCUUGUGCAACUAGGAUAUGACAAUGAAGUGUCCAAGACUGAUGUGUAUUGGUGUCAACCAGGAAAAUCAUUUGGUGAGGGCCUGAAGCUUAUGACAUGCGAUGCAGACAUUGUUCUUAUGAUUGUUGCAACAAUUGAGCACAAUAACCUGGUACUGGUUGUAGACCAUGGUGACACACCUCAGUCAGUAACCACAGAUGAUGUGCUGAUACAUGGAGUGCCUGAUUUGCCAAAGGUUAUAAGUCCAACAAAACUAAGGCAUGGUAAAGAAAACAUCAGCUAUUCAGAGAAACAACCCAGUACAACAGAGAAGCUUUCAAGCCCAGUAAAGAGGUUUAUGCCAUUUGGAGAAGGAUCUAGUUCUGGUAUUGCAGUUGAAGAAGAGGAGGAAGAGUUUGACAUUAGUGACAAUGGUGAAAGUAGUGGUUCAGAGGGAAAUGGAGAGGAUGUAGAGGCCGAGACAGAUGAGGAUUUCUAUGAGAGUGAUUAUGAAAUAGCAGCAGGUGAUGAUGAUCUUUUUGAUGCCAAUGUGGACAAAGAUGUUGAUGAUCACAGAGAGAAAGAAAAUGUGCAGGACUUUGAAGGAGAACUUCCAGAAGAUGCAUUAGAGGAUAGUCAUUUGAACUUGUCAAAAGAAGAGAAAGAGAAGCUGAAGCACAAAUUCAGCACUUUCAACCCAAGCACUGAUCUUAAUGCGCCUGUUUUCAAGCUUGGGAUGGUCUUUGGAGAUAUGAAAGAGUUGAGGCAUGCUCUCGUUGCAUAUAGUGUCAGAAAUAGAGUGAAGGUGAACAAGCGUAGGAAUACUUCAAAGUUGUUAGAGGCUGUAUGCAAGCCAGGUUGUACUUGGUACUUGAAGGCAGGACAUGAUAACAGGUCAAGUAGCAUUCAAAUAAAAAAGUACACUGACAAGCAUACAUGCACCAAAGCUUGGGACCUGAGAGUUCUUACUGCACCUUUUCUUACUCACAAGUUCAGGAAUGAAUUCAGAGACAAUGAGAAAAUGCCUCUCAGGAAAUUUUCAGAGAAAGUUGAGCAAGAAUUCAACUUGGUUGCAAAGAGGACCAAGUUGGGAAGGGCAAGAAGGGCAGCAGUCAAGCAGAUUAGGGGAGAAGAUGAUGAUCAGUACAAAACCCUAUGGGACUAUGGGCAGGAGCUUAGAAGAAGCAAUCCAGGAAGUCAGUUCUUCUUGUGCACAAAGGAGGUGUUUGACAACAAGGCCAAGAUGACAAAGGACCACUUCUCAACAUUAUAUUGGUCUUAUGAUGCAUGUAAGAGGGGGUUUCUUAAGGCUUGUAGGCCAAUCAUUUUCCUUGAUAGGUGCCACAUUAAAACAAGAUAUAAGGGGAAUUUGCUGACAGUAGUAGGAAUUGACCCAAAUGAUUGCAUAUUUCCUAUUGCAUUUGGCCUAUGUGAAGUGGAGUCAACACACAUCUGGGAGUGGUUCUUAACUUCAUUGAAGGAUGAUCUCAACAUAAGCAACAAUACACCAUAUACACUUAUGAGUGACAAGCAGAAGGGUUUAAUAAAUGCAGUUCAGAAAGUUUUUCCUUAUUCAGAACACAGAAAUUGUGUUAGGCAUAUUUACCAAAAUUUUCACAAAGUCCACAAGGGUGAGCAGCUGAAAAAUGACUUGUGGGCUAUAGCUAGAUCCCCAAAUGAGAUGGCCUACACGAGAAGCAUGAAUCAGAUCAAAGAGCACAGCCUUGAUGCUUACAAGUGGGUUGAGAAGUUAGCUCCGAAAACAUGGAUCAAAGCUUUCUUCGACCCAUUUUGCAAGUGUGACAUAUUAUUAAACAACAUGUCUGAAGUCUUCAACAGUUAUAUAUUGGAUGGAAGAGAGCUACCGAUUAAGUCAAUGCUGGAUUAUAUUUUUACGAAGCUCACAAAUAGGAUAGUUGGUAAGCAAAGGGAGUCAGAAAAGUGGACAGGAAGACUAUGCCCCAAGAUUCAGAAGAAACUCGACAAAUACAUUGAGUGGGCAAAGAAUUGCAGGGUGCAAGAGUACGGUAGAGGUGUGUUCAAAGUUCUCUCUCUACAAACCUCAUACAUAGUGGACUUAAAUAUGCUAAGCUGUGACUGCAAAAGGUGGGUACUGUCUAGCAUCCCUUGUCAUCAUGCAAUAGAAACUUUCAGGCAUGAGAGGAUUGAACCAGAGAGCAUGGUUCACUCCUGCUAUACAGUGGAGGAGUACAAAAAGUGUUAUGGAUAUAACAUGAUGCCGAUGAGGGAUACAAAGCUAUGGGGGAAAAUGAACGGGAUUGAUGUGUAUCCACCAUUGUACACAAAAUUUAUGGGCGGGCCAAAGAAAAACAGGAAGAAAGAUCCAGAAGAGAAGAGUGACAAAAAUGGAGUAAAGAAGGUGACCAAGCAUGGUGUGACCAUGCAUUGUUCAAUAUGUGGAGCAGCUGAUCAUAACAAAAAGGGACACCAUAAUCAUGUUGAUAAGACUCCAAAUGAAGAAGCUGCUAGGGAAUCUGAAGAAGAGUAUGAUGAUCCAUCAAUACUUGCUAACAUAAUGCCACACAGGGUAUACCCACAGCUGGAUCCAACACAAACACCUGACUGUAUGGUAUACAAGAUGCAGGAACAGGCAAUGAUGAUUUCACUAAUUAACUUGUACACACUCAUAAAUCACUAGUAU
Molecule: messenger RNA, 2859 nt
Organism: Triticum urartu
Lineage: Eukaryota; Viridiplantae; Streptophyta; Magnoliopsida; Poales; Poaceae
Biological process (GO): DNA transposition
Molecular function (GO): zinc ion binding; transposase activity; DNA binding
Source: RefSeq, a predicted model, not a curated record